Molecule: messenger RNA, 3213 nt
Organism: Mytilus trossulus (common blue mussel)
Lineage: Eukaryota; Metazoa; Mollusca; Bivalvia; Mytilida; Mytilidae
Product: WD repeat-containing protein 5-like
Exons: 10
Coding region: 141-1208 (355 amino acids)
Molecular function (GO): protein binding
Source: RefSeq, a predicted model, not a curated record
UUUUAUAUUUACUGCUGGACUUGAUAGUUUACAUUGGAGGCAAGGUGAUUGUUUCAAGAUCUGUGGAUCAUUAUGUUGCAGACGAUGUUAGUGUGAAGACGUGUACACGACCUAUCUCUGCUCUGUACGUGUAAAUUUCAAUGGCAUUUAUGUUCAGUCAAAGAUCAGAGAGCAGUCUCUCUGUCGCAACAAAUGUGUCAAACAAUUCAAAAACAGGUCCAUACUUGGAGGGAAAUUUAAAACUCAUUGACACUUUGGAAUGUACAAAUGAUGUUAUGUGUUGUAAAUUCAAUGCUGAUGGUUCUGUGUUAGCUGUAGGACAAAUUGAUGGUGUAAUAAAGAUAUUUAAUCCUCAUAAUAGCCAGUUAUUGUACAGUUUACAAGAUGACGAUACAUUGAAACAUCACCUUCCAGUCACACAAAUCAGAUUCCGUAUUUUUUCUAGUUUAGAAAAAGAAGAAUAUUCUCAUAUCUUAGUUGCCUCAUAUGCAUCAGGCCAUGUGAAGAUUUGGCAUUACACAUCAGGGAAAUGUUUACACACGAUAAAUGAAGUAAGAACUACACUAAAUGUGGCAUUAAAUCCAGAGGGAACAAAGUUCAUAACCACUGGUGAUACAACAGAAAUUAAUAUAUAUGAUGAAGAAACGAAGAAAAAACUAAAUACUUUAGAACCUAGUGAUAACAGAAAUAAAAUGGAUGGUCAUCAUUUUAGAGUAUUUGCAGCUAUAUAUCAUCCAGAAAUACCUCAUGUUUUCUUAACUGGUGGCUGGGAUAAUACAGUUCAUUACUGGGAUGACAGACAACCACAUUCUAUCAGAUACCUACAUGGUCCACAUAUCUGUGGUGAUGCCUUAGACAUAGACCCUUAUAAUAAUCACAUACUCACAGGUUCAUGGAGGAAAAAAGAUGUCUUACAGAUCUGGGAUUUCUCAUCAGCAGAGAAAAUAAAAGAUGUGCCACCAGAUCCUAUGGGUCAUACACAGUUAUACUGCUGUCAGUGGUUAGGUAGAGACAGUAUUUUAUGUGGUGGAUCUGAUCUCAACCUGGCCAAAGUUGUUGAUAGAGGAACGCUCAGUACAAUAGGUCAAGUAACAGAUUUACCCCAAGGUGUAUAUUGUUGUGACCAUGACAACAACAGUUCACGUCCAGUCAUGGCCAUCGGAAGUUUAAAACAAAUCUUCUUAAUCAAACCUGAAAAGAGGGUUUAGUGCUAUAAUGUACUGUGCUAACGUAUUGUUAAAGAUUUAGUUUACAUUUUUUAUGUUUAUUCAGGAAGAAAGAUACAUUCAUUAUGUUGUUGCAUAACUUUUAAAGCAUAAUGAAGUUUAGAAUCAAAUAGGGGAUUAAGAAGGGGAGAGUAGGUAUAAAGGGCAUAUAUCAAUUUUGGUAUGAAAUUCUCCUCGAAAGAAUUCAGUCAAUUAUGCCCCCUCUCCAUAUUAUACAAACAAUCAAAAGAAAAGAAAUCCAUAUUAUCUAAGGGAGCUACCAUUUGAUUUUUAUGGGGGGAGGGGGGCUAGGAUAAAAAUUUUUGUCCUGCUUUUUUUUUAGUUGUAAUCUCGGUCCUGCCUUUUUUUUACUAGUUUAUCCUGACUUUUUUACACAAAUUGUCAUCCUGCCUUUUUUUUUACUCAAACUCCUGUCCUGUCUAUUUUUUUCAAAUUUCAUCCUAGCCCCCCCCCCCCCCCCCCCCCCCCCCCCCCCCCCCCCUAAAAAUCAAAUGGUAGCUCCCUAAUCAUGUAUACAUGAUCAUCAUAUGUAUGAUAAAAAGAAGUCAUGGUGUAUAUCUCAAUAGGACAGCAACCCAAUGACAAAAGAGAGCAACAUAAAGUCCUCAACAAUUUUACUGAUUGUUUUGUUAUGAAAUUUUAGUUAAAUUAGAUAUUUGUCUUCAUUUUUCUGCAAGCUAAAUGAUAAAAGAUGCUUUUAAAAUAAUACUGGUAUGCCAUUUGGAAAAAGACACAAUCAGGCAAAAGUUUCAAAAUCAAAAUUUUUAAGUGGGUGGGAUUAUGAACUACUUUUAUAAACAAUAACAAGCUUUCUUGGAAAAAAACUGAAAACCAGAAGACAAGAACAAUGCUUGAAAGAUCUACUUUACUAGGUGAUUGUAAUUUUGAAUCUUAGCAUAUUAUGAAAUCUGAAGAAUUAAUCCACAUUCCAUUGAUUGUAUAAUUUUUUUAUGUAGAUAAUUUGGAGAUGUUCAUUCCUACUUUAACAUGAAAAUAAAUUAUAGUGAGUCCUUUAAUGGGAGGAAAAGUUUAUGAAAGUGACUUUUUUUCAGAAUUUAUUGAUGCAUAAUUUGAAUUUGGACCUCUAUUCAGUUUGAGUAAUUUGACCUAGUUAACAUAUUAGUAAAUUUCAUUAAAAUAACCUCUAAACUCACUGGCUGAUCAUUGAUAUUAGGACAGCAGUUAAUAAUGUUGUUGGAUUAUUUAUUAAAUGAUACUUUUAAUAUAAGUAGAAAGUAUAUAUGUAAUAAGAUAAUUUAUUGGAAAUUUACAAAUGAUUACAGAAAGAAGCUUUAAAGUAUAAGAAACAUGCCUAGAAUUUUUAUUUAUUAUAUUUUUUUUUAUAAUAGAAUAUGUAUUGUGUAAUUAGAAAUAUUGUGACUUAUCCGUCCAGUUUUCAUCAAACAUUCCAUUUUUUAUAUAUUUAUUGUCAGUUUAAGUGCUAAUGAUGUCUAGAGAACCAUCAAAUUGUCCACCAAAAAACUUAUAUACUUCCCUCCUUCAUGGUCAUACUAUGAAAAUUUUCCUUGGUACCAAUUGUUUUGGAUUGCACUUGCCUUUUAAUGGAUAUUUGAUUUCGUGGUUUUGCCAAAGUCUGCAUACAACAUAAAAGAUAAUUUGUAUUUGUGAUUCAUUUGUACAAAAACCAUCAAAAAUUGGUAUCCAACGAAUAAUAAUGAAUUCACAGUAUUGAGAUUUUGGAACUUGUGGGUAUAUAAAACAAACAUUCAAACCAUGAAAGUAACACAUUAUAAUUCAUUUCAACCAUAUUUUGUCUUUUCACAUUUUUAAUCAAAGCAAGAAGUAAUUUGUUACGACCCAACAACACAAAUGGCUGUUAUAUAUGUUACUUUUAAAUCCUUAUACCUUGAUAUAGCUAUAUAAAGCCUUUGUUGAUUAAUAGGAUUUCGUAAGCAAGUUAAAAAGAACUUUUUCAUUUAAGGUGGUACCCAACACUUGAACUAAAUUAAUUUGGCUCGUUUAAUUU